Aureobasidium namibiae CBS 147.97 is the source of this 1629-nucleotide messenger RNA. RefSeq lists its product as uncharacterized. The coding region runs from base 1 to 1629 and encodes 542 amino acids. The record is from RefSeq and is a predicted model, not a curated record. Gene Ontology annotation, biological process: regulation of DNA-templated transcription. The transcript has 5 exons. Gene Ontology annotation, molecular function: DNA-binding transcription factor activity; sequence-specific DNA binding. Lineage: Eukaryota; Fungi; Ascomycota; Dothideomycetes; Dothideales; Saccotheciaceae.
AUGCAAUCUGGAAACCCCCUCGACCAAGACACACAAUCCAGCCUGCGCAAUGGAGCCAUUGGCCAGCACGCAGUCGGCGCUGCUGCUGCCGCACAACAACCAAAGGCUAUCAGCGCAGCCUUCAUCCACAAGUUAUACAGCAUGCUCGAAGACCAGAGUAUACAGCAUUUGAUUUCCUGGUCCAGCACUAACGAAAGCUUUGUCAUGUCACCUUCCACUGAAUUCUCCAAAGUUCUUGCAUCAUAUUUUAAACACACCAAUAUUUCAUCUUUCGUCCGUCAAUUAAACAUGUACGGCUUCCAUAAAGUGAGCGAUGUUUUUCAUACAGGAUCGCCCGAUUCGCCUUUGUGGGAAUUCAAACAUGGCGCCAACAAUUUCAGGAGAGGCGACUUGAAUGGCUUGAGAGACAUCAAACGCCGAGCUUCCAGGCACACUUUGAUACAUCGUGAUUCUUUCUCAAAUGCGACACCCAAGAUGACGCUUCAGCCACCUCCUCCUCCGCCUCCUCCCGGUGCACCAAUGGAGCAAUCAAUGCCAGAUCCUGUCGAGGCCCGGCUGAGCAUGCUAGAGUUCAAUCUUCAGGACGUUUACGCGAGGUUGGCUAGGUCAGAGGAUGCAUAUGCAAAUCUUAGCGCCAAAUGCCAGAUGUUGUCAGACGGAUUGGCAAGAUGCCACUAUUGGAGUGGCGAGUUGUCGUCUCAACUUCUAGGAAUGGCACCUGACCCGGAUACGCCUAUUCACAGAGAUGUAUCAGCCUUGCGCGCCGAGAUCAACAGAAAUGCCGAUAUUCUGAGAUCACACGAAGUGCCCCACGAAAUUCUGCAGCCGACUCGUCCUCCAUACAUGAGUGCGCCUUCUUACGAUCACGGUGGUCCUGUUUCGCCGCGCCAACAAGCAAUGGAUGCUUCUCGUAGACCUUCUUUGCAACCCAAUUCUCGCACUUCUUCCUUCAGAACACCCAUGCCUCCGCAUAUGACAGCAUCGCCUCACAAAUUUGGUUCUCUCAGCGGACCGUCUGGUCCGCCAUCGCCUUCGUCCAGGCAACCUGCACCGCCACCACCACCGCCGCCAACUUACACGACGCUUCCGCCUCCGCCGGCGCCAGCGAACGCGGCACAAGCCUCCCUGCAACAUCGCCCAGCAUCACCUCCUAUGAACCUUUCACGACGCCAUACUUCGGCAGACAUCAGGCUCCAAGGAUGGAACGGCCCGCCGCACGCAAUUCCUCCACCACCGCCCCCACAUGGAGGCUCACCUUUCACGACAGUAGGACAGAAUUCUGCACAGUGGCCGACGUCUCCCUUCCGCCAAGGCAACAACGAAGGCCAGCAGAUUAGGGAUACUUUGGCACAAUAUGAGCUGCCACGCGCGACAUCUAGACUCGGCUCUAGGCAGACAACACCGCCCGACGCAGGCCCUCCAUCGUACGCCAACAACAGUGGCGAGGCGGGAUGGCAGCUCCCCGGGCCAAAGUUCUCGUUCAAGGGCGUUGAAGCUUCAGCACCAGGAACUCGACGCAGUAGCAUGGCUAGUAACGUGCACUCACUGCUCAACCCUACGGCAGAUUCAAACCAUGAACGAGAUGGAGAAGACGGGCCCGAAGACAGGAAGCGCAAAAGACUAGGAUAG